Acaulospora colombiana is the source of this 387-nucleotide messenger RNA. The record is from the annotation of a GenBank genome assembly. NCBI's taxonomy places the organism in Eukaryota, Fungi, Glomeromycota, Glomeromycetes, Diversisporales, Acaulosporaceae.
AUGUGUGGUUUACUAUUUCCUCCGCUGCCUGAAUGCGUAUUUAACCCGGUUGGAACAUGGACCGAAGAAAGUGGUGAUGACGAUACCAGAGACGCGGCAAGCGAUGAGACAAAAACUCGGCAGCGGAGCCAGAGAGUCGUUAUGAAGCAAGUACAGAAGAUAAUCUCGGCUGUCCUCCGCGUCCACAUUCAGAACCAGCCAAUUGUCGAUCAGGAUGAAGGCUUAAACCUGGACAGCUGUUCGGUCUACCGCGAGUCUAGAGCUCAAGAGUUGUGCACAAGCUGCAUCCAACUUAUCGCAAUCUCUUCAUCUAUCUAUCAGCUGCAUAUGGACUAUCACCGAGUGGCCAUUAGUCCACCGUCCACACUGUCCCUGCAGCAGUACUAG